AUGCAUUUUGUUCAUGCGUUUAUUCGUUAUGUUAUAAUUAUUUAUUUUAUCAAAUGGAAUGGAUAUAAUUUCCAUAUAUUAAAAAGACAAUGUUUUAAAGAUGAUGAGAAUAUUAAAGAGAGAAGUGUCAGAAAAUGUAAAAAAAAUAAUUGCAGUAAUAUGUAUCAUUCAAUUGUAUAUAUAAAAAAUAAAAGAGGGGUAAGGGGAGAAGAACAAAAAAAAAAAAAAAUAAUAAAUAAUAAAUAUCUAUACCUUCUUAAUAAUUUCAUCGAUAUAAAUAAAGAUAAAACUUAUUUAUCUACAUCAUUAAAUAGAAAAUAUUUUAAAAAUCAAAAGAACGAUGCUCACAAAAUUUGUAAAAAUAAAAUAGAGGAUUACAAAACAAUUAAUCUAUAUAUGAACAAGAUUGAAGAGGAAUCAAAGGAAGAGAAACAAAAUGAAGAAGAUAUAUUAAAUAAGGACAAUAUAAAUAAUAAACCCAUUUAUAUAAAUAAUAAUAAUAAUAAUAAUGAUAUAUUUUAUGAUAAGUUUAAUACAAAACAAUAUGAAAAAAUAAUAAAAAAGAAAAAUAUUCAUUCUAUAUUAUUAUGUGGAGGCAUAGGAAAAAGAACUGAAUUGAUAGGUCCUAAACAAUUUUUAAAAUUAAAUGAUAUACCUCUUUUUAUAUAUUCAUUUAAUUUAUUUAUAAAAUGUAAUUUAAUCAAAUCUCUUACUUUAGUAUGUGAUAAAAAACAUUUUGCAUCUAUCAUCCAAAGUAUAAAUGUAUAUAAUAAACUUCUUUUAAAAAGAAAAAUCAUAAACUCCUUUUUAAAAAAUGUAAACGAUAAAUUAAAUGUUAAUAUGAAGGAAUAUCAUGAAAAUGAAGAAGACAAUAUAAAAGAAUUCAAUUCACAAAAAAUAAAUAUAGAAGACAGUCAUUUUAAUGAUGCUAGUAAUAUAACAGAUUAUAUAAAUAAAAAUACAUACAUUAUAUAUGAUAAUGAAAAAAAUAAAUGCAUUCUAGAUAUGAAGGAACUAUUAAAUGAUUUGUCAAAAGGUAUUAGGAUAAGAAAAAAACAUGAAAAAAAUGAAAAACAUAUAAUUAGAAUAAAACCAAAACAUAUUAAUAUCAAUAGAUAUAAAUUAUUAAAAAUUGUAGAAAGUGGAAAGGAACGAUUAGAUUCUUUUUUAAAUGCUAUGAAAUCAAUAGAUAUAGAAUUAAAUAGUCAAACAUAUAUUUACGAAUUAUUAAAAAAAUAUAACGAAGAGAAAAAUGAAAAGAAUGAUAAUAUAUUAUACGAAUUUGAAAAUAUUAAUAUAAACAAUUGUAAUAAAAAUCAUAAUUCAAAUAAUGAUAAUAUAGAAAAUAAUAAUAUUAAAAAGAAGAAGAAAAAAAAAAUAAAUGUAACAAAUAUUUUAAUACAUGAUGGUGCUCGUCCUUUCUUAUCAGAAUUUGAUUUCUUUAAUUUAAUUUAUUAUUCCACUGUCGAUAAAAAUGUUAUAUUAGGUUCAAAAGCGACAGAUACUAUAAAAUUGAUACAACAUGAAGAAGAAAAUAAAAAAAAGACAACUAGCCAUUUUAUUAAAAAAACUAUAGACAGAGACACUAUAUUCCAAGCACAAACACCACAAAUAUUUGAUAGUAAAACGUUGCAUAAUAAUAUAUUGGAAUAUAUACUUCCAAAUAAAAAUAAUGAAAAAAAUAUAAAACAAAAAAUAAAUAUAAAUAUUAUAAAUAAUAAUAAUCAUUCUAACAGUGAAGAACAAAAUAGUAAACAAUUUACAGAUACCUCUUCUUUAUAUGAAUAUUUUAAUAAAUCCAAAAAAAAAAAAAAAAUUUUUGUGUUACAAUCUAAUUUUCCUAAUUUUAAAGUAACUACACCAGAAGAUGUUUUACAUUCAUUUUUUCUUAUGAAAUAUAUUUAUAAUUAUAAAUUUAUUGAUAUAGAACAAAGUAUAUUUAAAGAUGAAUAUAUAAAUUCGCAUUCAACUUAUAUAUUAAAAAAGCAGUUUAAUAAUUUCUUUUUCUAUGAUGCUUUAAAUGAAAAACAAAAAAUACUUUAUCACAAAUUUUAUUACAUUUCAAAAUGA
Messenger RNA from Plasmodium gaboni, 2070 nucleotides. RefSeq names its product putative 2-C-methyl-D-erythritol 4-phosphate cytidylyltransferase. Bases 1 to 2070 code for a protein of 689 amino acids. NCBI's taxonomy places the organism in Eukaryota, Apicomplexa, Aconoidasida, Haemosporida, Plasmodiidae. The record is from RefSeq and is a predicted model, not a curated record. The transcript has a single exon. Gene Ontology annotation, biological process: isoprenoid biosynthetic process. Gene Ontology annotation, molecular function: 2-C-methyl-D-erythritol 4-phosphate cytidylyltransferase activity.